Molecule: messenger RNA, 2934 nt
Organism: Empidonax traillii (willow flycatcher)
Lineage: Eukaryota; Metazoa; Chordata; Aves; Passeriformes; Tyrannidae
Gene: MYCN
Product: MYCN proto-oncogene, bHLH transcription factor
Exons: 3
Coding region: 692-2017 (441 amino acids)
Biological process (GO): regulation of transcription by RNA polymerase II
Molecular function (GO): protein dimerization activity; DNA-binding transcription factor activity, RNA polymerase II-specific; RNA polymerase II cis-regulatory region sequence-specific DNA binding
Source: RefSeq, a predicted model, not a curated record
UUUUUUUUUUUUUUUUUUUUUUUUUAAUGUCUGAUGCAACGGAGCUCUCGGCAAAGGAAUGGGGCUGUGGUUGAAUGGCCGUGGGUAGUGACUGGGGGGUCCGGCCGAGGUAAGAGCAGCAGCGUGCAUUCCCCGGAGGUGAGAGAGCUGGAGAGCUGGUGUGUUUGCGGGAGGUUUGAGUGCAUGAAGUAGCAAAACGAGCAGAGUUGUUGUCUUUGCAACCUCGCUGCUGCAGGAAAAAGGAGAAAAACUUCCCGUGCCUUCUUGGCAAAUCAGGAGGCUUUGUUGGUAGCGCCGGGGUGGUUUUAAUGCAUUUUGUGCGUGAGAUUAUUACAUAAGGUUGAUAAUUUCUGUUGCUGCUGGAUUUCCCCUCCUCUCCCCCCUCCCCCCUUGGGUAGUGUGCAGAUUUCGCUGGCUCGCUUUGAGUGAGUGAACUGGCGAUUUGCGAAGUUGCAAAGAGCCCCUCCGCCCCCUUUUUUGCAUCCUUCUCCUCUCCCCUUUGCACUGCUCCGCAGAUGACAAAAGGAGUAAACUUCCUCUACUUUUGCUGGCAUAUUAAGAAGCCUUUCUGGAGAGAUUACGUUUCAGGUCUUGGGAGAACCUCUUUUCUUCUUCCCCUUGGUGGAAAUACUUAUAAAACCUGUCUUUGAAACCAUUGCCCAACCCAGGGAUCAGCGAACAGAGACCCGUUAUGCCAGGAAUGGUCACUAAAAACCCAGAUCUCGAGUUCGACUCUUUGCAGCCCUGUUUCUAUCCAGACGAAGAUGAUUUUUAUUUGUGCGGGCCGGACUCUGCUCCCCCCGGCGAGGACAUCUGGAAAAAGUUUGAGCUGCUGCCCACCCCUCCCCUGUCUCCCAGCCGGGCCGGGCUCCAGGAGCACCCUCCGGGGGGAGCCCCGGUGCCGUGGGGAGGGGCGGCCUUGGGGGGCUGCCGCCCCACCGACCCCCUGGACUGGGCGUCCGAGCUACUCCUGCUGCCCCCCGAGGCCGACCUGUGGGGCGGCGCGGACGGAGGGGAUUACUUCGAGACGGGGCCCGGCGUGACCAACAAUCUCAACUCCAUCAUCAUCCAGGACUGCAUGUGGAGCGGCUUCUCGGCCCGCGAGAAGCUGGAGCGGGCGGUCAGCGAGAAGCUGCAGAGCAAGGCGCCCGUCGCCGCCGCCCCGCCGCCCCCCCCGGGGCCCGCGAGCGGCCCCGCCGACGGCAGCGGCCGGACGGAGCUGGGCGGCGCCGUGCCCGAGUGCGUGGACCCGGCCGUGGUGUUCCCCUUCCCCGUCAACAAGCGGGAGGCGCCGGCGGCAGCCCCGGCGGCCGGUGGGGCUCCGCGGGGCGGCCGCUCUCCGCGCCCCGCCGGGGACAGCCGGGCCAGCAGCAGCAGCAGCAGCAGCUCCGGGGACGACAUGCUCAGCGAUUCGGAAGAUGAUGAAGAGGAGGAAGAAGAGGAUGAAGAAGAAGAAAUAGAUGUUGUUACAGUGGAGAAAAGACGCUCCUCCACCAACAAGGCUGUUACUACCCUUACUAUUACAGUGCGUCCUAAAAAUACCACUUUUCCAUCAGUUAGGACACAGCAGAAUGGACUGAUUUUAAAGCGUUGUGCACCGAUUCACCAGCAGCAUAAUUAUGCUGCUCCUUCUCCAUAUGUGGAGCCUGAAGAACCUCCACCACAGAAAAAGCUAAAAACCGAGGUGCCCCGUCCAGUGAAGCCCAUGAUCCAACCAAAGCCUAAGAGUUCAAGUCCUCGAAACUCUGAUUCAGAGGAUAGUGAACGGCGACGCAACCAUAACAUUCUGGAGCGUCAACGACGUAAUGAUCUACGGUCAAGUUUCCUCACACUAAGGGACCAUAUUCCAGAACUGGUUAAAAAUGAGAAAGCUGUGAAAGUUGUGAUCUUGAAAAAAGCCACUGAAUAUGUUCAUUCUCUUCAGGAAGAGGAGCAAAAAUUAUUGCUAGAAAAGGAAAAAUUGCAAGCCAGACAACAACAAUUGCUAAAGAAAAUAGAAUACAGGAGGACUUGCUAGACUUUUUUUUGUUUUGGUUCUUUUUUUUUUUUUUUUUUGGCUGACCAGGACAGUCAUUGCCACUUUGCACAUUUUUGAUUCUUUUAAAAAAAUUGUGUUUUUUGACGUUAAGAAUGUUGGUUUUAAUUUCAAUCCAGUCCCUGAAGUAAUUGACAAACUGUAUUAUCCGGGUACGGAGCAAAUGGAUGUUCUUGCAAGGAGUUUAUUGCAAGACUACCAAACAACAAUGAACUGCCUUUGUUUUUCUUAAGAACUGUAGAUGGUGGGGAAUUUUUUUUUUUUAAUUGUUGUGAGCAUUUGGAGCUGCUGAUGACAUCUAGUUGAGUUUUAAAAUGUUCAUUCCUAAGUUUUAUGGUGCUUAUGUUCUAACAGAUGUUACUUUAGGGGUUGGCAUUUUGUACCCCUGUGGGAAUUUCUGUAAAUACCAUCUACACACUUGCCUUUUGUACAUGUCUUGGGUUAUGAGAGGUGGCUUUUGCUGCCAGUAUUAGACUGGAAGUUCAUACCUAAGUACUGUAAUACCUCAAUGUUUGAGGAGCAUGUUUUUGUAUACAAAUAUAUUGUUAAUCUCUGUUAUGUACUGUACUAAUUCUUACAUUGCCUGUAUACUUUAGUAUGAUGCUGAUACAUAACUAAAUUUGAUACUUAUAUUUUCGUAUGAAAAUGAGUUGUGAAAGUUUUGAGUAGAUAUUACUUUAUCACUUUUUUGAACUAAGAAACUUUUGUAAAGAAAUUUACUAUAUAUGCCUUUUCCUAGCCUGUUUCUUCCAGUUAAUGUAUUUGUUAAUGUUUGGUGCAUAGAACUGGGUAACUGCAAAGUUCUGUGUUUAAUUUCUUCCAACGAUGUACAUUUAGUGCUGCGUCUUAUAGCACUUUGAAAUACCUCAUGUUUAUGAAAAUAAAUAGCAAUUACAUGA